Molecule: messenger RNA, 1275 nt
Organism: Chenopodium quinoa (quinoa)
Lineage: Eukaryota; Viridiplantae; Streptophyta; Magnoliopsida; Caryophyllales; Amaranthaceae
Product: ATP-dependent Clp protease ATP-binding subunit CLPT1, chloroplastic-like
Exons: 6
Coding region: 146-841 (231 amino acids)
Source: RefSeq, a predicted model, not a curated record
GUUUCCCUUUCAAUCCCUCCUCCAAAUACUUCAACAUCAGUAACCCAGAAACACUACUCCACAUUGGAAACAAUUUCUUCCAAAACACGCCGCUGAAGCUUCUCUCUCCAUUUUCGCAGAUUACCUCAAUUUCCAGAAAACAAAAAUGGCGGCUCAUACUCUCACCUCAUCUUCUCUCUCCUCCAUCGCUUCUUCGUCGGAGCUUCGGAAAUUUCUUCAAUCUACUAAUUCAAGCAAUUUAGCCACUUCCUUCAUCGGAAAUCAGCUCGCAAUUCGAAAACCUAACCCUAAUCGUUUCAUCUUGAAGCGGCAAUCCACGAAUAUGACAGUUUCUUUCAGCUUACCAACUAGUAGGCCGGAGGGAGUUCCUGAUGAGAAAUCGCCAAAAUGGUCUGCAAGGGCUAUAAAGUCAUUCACUAUGGCUGAACUGGAAGCAAGAAAACUAAAAUAUCCAAACACGGGGACUGAGGCGCUUCUGAUGGGGAUCUUGGUUGAGGGAACAAGUCAUGCUGCAAAAUUUUUGAGGGCUAAUGGCAUCACCCUUUUUAAAGUGCGAGAUGAAACUGUCAAGUUGCUGGGAAAAUCCGACAUGUACUACUUCAGUCCUGAGCAUCCUCCAUUGACUGAACCAGCUCAGAAGGCUCUCGAUUGGGCUGUUGAUCAGAAACUAAAGUCAGGUGAAGAUGGAGAAGUUACUGUGACUUAUUUGCUUCUCGGACUCUGGGAGCAAAAGGAGUCUGCUGCUCACCAGAUAAUGGCAGAUCUUGGUCUCAAUGAUGAGAAAGUAAAAGAGCUUUCGAAAUUUAUGGAUAAAGACAUUGUGUUGGCUCAUCAUAAGUAGGCUGUUUCAGAAAUUGAGAUUACCCUCUACUGCUGCCCUGCUAACUCUCGACUCUUGGCAACGCUUUCUGGAAGUACAUGUCUCAUGCUGGAGAGGAGCUCUGAAGUUAAAUGCUUCUUUCCAUUUGAUCAAUUCGGAUUUUUAGCAAACUGAAGUUGCAGAUCUUUGAGCAAUUAGUUAGCUGUAGACGGAAGAGUUCCAUGGAGAAAUGUCAAUAAUAUGCUUUGUUAGUUACUCCUUACAUCCGCAUUUAUACUUACCUUUUAUUGUAAUUCCCAUAUAUCAAGAUAGGUUAGUUCCUGGGAAAUAGAGGUUUGGUGCAAAUUGGAUGGUGGAAUCAUUGUAUUUUAUCAAUUCGAUUCAGUAAUAUGGGUUUUUGGAGUCAAAAAUUAAGUUGAGUUUCUCAUGCUUGAUAUAAAAAUCUUUUGCCUUCC